Messenger RNA from Rhopilema esculentum, 2632 nucleotides. RefSeq names its product growth/differentiation factor 2. NCBI's taxonomy places the organism in Eukaryota, Metazoa, Cnidaria, Scyphozoa, Rhizostomeae, Rhizostomatidae. Gene Ontology annotation, molecular function: growth factor activity; cytokine activity. Gene Ontology annotation, cellular component: extracellular region. The record is from RefSeq and is a predicted model, not a curated record.
CGUUAAUUCCAAUCCCCAGGGCUUAUCAAAUAUUUCCUGAGCUCUAAAACAACCCGCUUUUUCCGACCUUCACGUUUAUUAAAACCUUACAGUAGGUAGCUUAAGAACACAUUUGAGUUGAAUAAUGUAUUAGAAUGUAUUUGAGUGACAUUUUACAGAAAAAAGUACCCUGUAUUGUCGAGACUCUGUAUUUUUGGACGCUUUUAAAAUCUAAAGGAAAAUGUUUAAAGAGUUUUUGUGCACAUUUUUGGAAUGAAUGUGUGUUCCAGGACUUUCUUCGCAAGAAAAACCUGUUCAGGAAACCAUCUAGCAAGAUACGAGAACAAAACCUCAUGUAUAUCACACACCAAAAUCUCGGACAUCCACUGGCUUUCCAGCUGUCAUCAGACGCCCACCGCUCAAGGUAGGUACAAGUUGUCUGCAUGGUCUGAUUAUCACAUCAAGUGCUAUAUAAGUUAUUGCGAGGAAACUCUCUCAUCAAGCGUGGUCAAUUGUAGAACUUCAAGUCUGAAAAUGUUCAUCGGUGUUUUGAUUCUAGCAGCUGCUUACUCUGCUUAUGCUUUUCAACGAGCGCCGUCUUUACAAUCAAUAAAACGGGGAGAGGAAAUAGCAUCAUCUUUCCCUCGCCAGCAACCCGGCGAAGAAAACUUAUAUGGAACACCACCCUACAUAGUUGAUUUAUACAAGACGCUGGCUAAAAAUCCAAGUCCAUUGCCGUAUGGAGCUGAGUUCGUGCGAAGUUUUCCAGCUAGAGGUAGACCGAAAAAGACCUCUUUCAUCUUAAAAUUCAACAUCCAUAUUCCGAAAAGGGAAAAGAUUCUUCAUGCAAUGCUGCAUUUUUGUUUGAAGCGUGAAACACUGAAAAAUAUCUCAUCGAUAGAAUUCACAAACGUAAGGUCUGACAAGACAAUGCGCCUAACAAAGACAGAAUUUGGUACCAGCAGAUGCCAACUUUUUCCAGUCACACCUCUGCUAAGAAGAAAGAGCAGCGUAAAUACAUUCUCGCUGGUGCUGCGAAUGGUACUAAUUAGCCAACGUGACGAAGAAAGUCAAGUGAAGGCCAGCUGGCGCAGAAAGGUUAGCAGCCCAGUAGAAAUCGUCAUCUUCAGCAGUGAGAAGUAUCCUGUUUCUCCAUUCCUGCGUUUCAGAUUGCCUACCAACCAACAAGAAUUGACGAAACGAGAUGCUGACAAUCACAAGAAGCUGACUAAGAGAGGGUGUCACCGUAAGAGUCUAAUUGUCAAUUUUGUUGGCCUUGGCUAUAAAGACAUGGUUGCACCGACAAUUUUCGACAUAAAACAAUGCAAUGGGGCUUGCCGAUACCCCCUCGGAAGCAUGUCCAAUCCAACACAGCACUCUCUUAUUCAACAGUUGCUGCAUUCUCUGUACGGUAAGCGCGUGGCCAAGUCCACUUGUUGUUCCCCACGGAGUUACGUUCCCUUGACAACGAUGAUAAAGGACUCCUACUCUGGUAGAAUCGCGAUCAGAAGCUUAGAGAACAUGAUCGUGGCUGAAUGCGGCUGUCAGUAAGACUAUAAAUUUGCUCAGCGGAAGGGACCCAGAAGAAAUAGAAACAUGAGUAAGGGUUUACAUCUUUUAACAAAAACAGAGGACUUGUUCGCUAUAUUUGUUUGUAGCUGAUUUGUGCAUCUUUGCACUUUGCUCCAUGUAAUGGCAGGGAUGGGCAGUAUUAUAACUUCCUUUAUUACCAAACACAAGUUUAAGAAAAAGCAAAAGACAUAGCUGUUAAUUAAGUAGCCAAGGAAGGGGCGUGUUUGUUCAAGUGAGAUUUUUAUUUCGAAUUAAAUCAGGUUUACCUAAGUCCUCCCUGUUACAUAAAAAAAGACGAAAAUGCGAAUAAAAUCAUGUUCCUAUUUAAUUUUGAUUUUCAAAAAUGUAUCAUUAGAUGUAAUUAUUGACUUCUUACAAACUACUAAUAAAGAUUAAUACUAUUUGAUAGCAAAGGAAAUGGGAAAUGAUAUUUCACAGUUAGAAACUCUUUCUGCUUUCUUGGAUAAGAUACCUCUGCAUUCAAGAUGACAUUGCCUCAAGCAAUUUUUAAUCACGAAGAAUGCUUUAAUGAGAAAUUAUCUCUUUAAAACAAUCAAUGGUUUUGGGGGAAAACUGUGAAGUGCUAUAAUGCGUUCUAACAUGUCAGCCUCGACAGCCAAACUUCCAUCGUACAGUAAUCAAGACAUUAAAUAUGCUAAUUACUAAAAAAUGUACAUGAUAGAGGGUAAUACAAUUCCUCGUAAAUGUAAAAUUUUUGUUAGCUUUGUGCAACUUCGAUUAUUUCUCAAGUCGCAUUACAUCAUUGUCUGCCACAUACCCUUAAACUGCAUCAGAUACUUCUUGCUGGAUAUUGAAAAAUGUUUUUACAAUAACUUUUGCAUCUAUUUACACUUUCAUCCAAAAAAAGAUCUCGCUACUAGUCUGUCAUUUAGUAGUGUUCAAUGUCGUGUGGGCACGUCUUUGGUGUAUAGAGCAGGACGGUUGUAAGCUACAACUCCCGACUUUCACGAGUAAUGUGUUCUCCGAUCAUUGCCAAAAGUACAACACCCAGCAACUUGCGUUGUGCUUUUAUAUUUUUCAAUUCUUUUCCCGAAUACUCUUAUUUCCGCACCCCCCCCCC